AUCUGUUUCGGGCUUUCUCUUACUACCACCUGUUCAAGAUAUUAUUUCUCUCUCUAAAACUGUUUCUCUCUCUAAAACCCUUUACAACGCAAUCUUCAUUUCUUUUUCCAAUCCGUUUUAUGAACUGCGUGAUUUCUCGAUAACGAUAACGAUUCUUUGCAUUUGAUUCCGAUUUCGCGACGAGAGCUAGGGUUUCGGAUUUUCGUUAUUUUCUUCGGAUUUUAAUCGGAUAAUUUUCUUGACAUGGCGAAUCGUAGAGGAAAAGAUUUGAUUCAUAGAGACUGCAUAGAUCCUGCUGAAUCGGAUGUUGAUUUCGACGAUUCUUCGUCUGUGGAAUCAGGUGAUGGAAUCGUUGGAAACAGUUCUUCGCCGGUAGAUGACGGCGGUUCGAGGAGUGACGUUGGACUUACGGAGCGGUUGACGGAUAUUAUUGUUGAAGAAGGCGACGGCGAUCUGUUGAUUCAGCAAACUAAUUGUGAGGACCGGUUGCUGGAGUGGCUGCAAGCUCUUGAUUUGCAAGUUAUGGGAGCGUGUCGAGCUGACGAGCGGUUGAAGCCUUUGUUGAAGAUGAAUGCUGUCUCUGGAGUUUCUGAAGAUCCGUUGUUGGCUCAGUUGAUUCAGCAUUUUGAGCCAUCGGAGGUUGGUAUGCUGGCUAGAUGCUUUUGCUUGCCUCUUGUUUCCAUCCGUGUUGGGAAGAUCAACAAGGAAGGAAGUCGCUUAUGUCCUACUGCUAAUAGGGGUAACUUGACACUUGUUCUACUUCCAAGCUCUGAUCUUCGUCUCUCAUUCAUUGGGGAUGAUGGUAAAACAGAGAGAUUAUUCACUCUUUCUAGCACAUCCCAAUGCUCUGCUGUUGUUGUUGAGGGAAUCCUAACUGACAGCUCUGGCCGAUCCUUCCAUGUUACUACUCCUGAUGAUAGAUCUUUUUUCUUCUGGUGCUCUGAAAAGUCAAAACUGCUAGGAGUUGAAUUACUUGCAAAGAUGAAGGAUUUACUCAAGAGGAAACCAUCAAUUGCUGAAUUGAGUGGUAUUAGCAAGUCACGGCUUGAUUGUUUUGCUACUCAGCUUCGUGCUUUUCUUGUGGGGUCAACAGCUGGAGGUAGUCAUGAUGGUUCAGCUUGUGCUUCAAUGUCUGCCAAUUCCACAACAUACUGUGAUGUUGCAUUUGAAAAUUCACCCUCUUCAUCAAAAUUUCCUCGAUCUCGACAUAUUGUACAGACAACAAAGGGAGAUUCAGUGCUUUACCAGAGUAUUCUUAGUCCAAGGUCAAGUUCAUUUAAAGAGGUUCCCCCAAGAAAUUUGUCUUCCCAUAGGAUUGCUGCUAGGGAGAAGAUUAAGCGCCGCGGUGAAAACCAGCAGCUGUCCGUUGACAACUUGGAUUUAUCAUCCACUUCUGAUCACGACAAAGCUUCGGAAGUAACUAAAACUCAUGCAUUCUCUCCAAAUUUUAUGGGAUCAGCAGGAAUGUUUAGUGUUCCAUCAAGCCUUGGAGCGGCUGGGAAGGUCCCACCUCUGGUGUCCCCUCUUUUUUCUCCCUACUAUUGUUGGUGUCCACCUGGGAUUUCUUCUACCUUUCCAUCAAAUGCAGCACUUCCACAAUCUCCCAUGUCAUUUGCUGGAUCACAGCCACUUGCCUCUGGGACCUCUCUACUACCCAACACCUUCACAGCUAGCCUGUUUCAACCAAUACAGCCUCUCAAUCUUGGUACUUCAAUGGACUUUCCUCCAUUUUUUCCUGAACCACUAGUUAGAAUGUCUUUACCAUCUUCUCAACAGAUUCCCAUUUUCACACCACUAAUGUGUGAUCCAAUUGUUCACGUCCCAGUAAUUGAUAUCUGUUCUUCGGGGCAGGGCUAUCUUGUGAGUGCUGGUCCUGCAAUGUCAACUAGUAUUCCACCAAUGCAUCCAAAUCUUGUGAACCCACUAAUCUCUGAGUCUGAUGCUGUGGUGAAAGGUGCAAGAGAGACUCUAAGAUUGCUGAUUAGUGGUUCAAGCCAGGGGAACCAGCAACAGGUUAUGAUGAACCCUUUACCAGUAAUUUUGACCAAUCUGGAUGAAAAACAAAACAAUGUACUUGUUGCUGGCAGCCGCGGGCUUUACCCAGGAACAAGAGAUAUAAAUGUUAUUGCAAACAGCAUUGCUGCUAUGGGAUUAGUGUCGUUAUCUGGGGUAUCCUCCAAUGGAGACAAUGAAGGUGAUUCAGAGGUAUGUGGCAACUUUGGGAUUUUGGAAGCAAUGAAGAAAUCAAAUGAUGCAGGUGGUGCCUUUUCGGAUGAUGGCGGACCACCCUCUUUGGAUUCCAAGUAGUUACUGUUCGGAAUUUUAUUUUGUUUUUACAUUUGUUGAUCCCUCCCUUGUCCAGAAAAUGUAGAUAUGUGCCGUAGCCCUAUUGAAUGGAGUUAGUGCAAGUUCAAUGUUUCUUGAGCCGCUAUUGAUCUUAAAUUGGUUAGAGUCUUCAAUAGAUUAGAGAAGUCUGUAUUGACCCACGGUAGUAAUGUCAAAUAGAGGCUCACUUUAAAAAACACUGUAAUUGCAAAAAGUAGUUUCUUUAAUCACCUAAUGAAAUAAAGUAGUGCAAAUAUCAUAAUUUUAA
This is a messenger RNA of Vicia villosa (hairy vetch), 2593 nucleotides long. RefSeq lists its product as uncharacterized. The record is from RefSeq and is a predicted model, not a curated record. The transcript is spliced from 4 exons. The coding region runs from base 244 to 2307 and encodes 687 amino acids. NCBI's taxonomy places the organism in Eukaryota, Viridiplantae, Streptophyta, Magnoliopsida, Fabales, Fabaceae.